Messenger RNA from Fomitopsis serialis, 1425 nucleotides. RefSeq lists its product as uncharacterized. The transcript is spliced from 5 exons. NCBI's taxonomy places the organism in Eukaryota, Fungi, Basidiomycota, Agaricomycetes, Polyporales, Fomitopsidaceae. Gene Ontology annotation, molecular function: protein binding. The coding region runs from base 74 to 1273 and encodes 399 amino acids. The record is from RefSeq and is a predicted model, not a curated record.
GUGUCUUGACGUCUGCCGCAAGUAAUCCGUUUUGACGACAUUGGAGUUGCAUUGGAGCUCAGGCUUGAGCUAGAUGGACUUGGACAACGAUGAAGAUACGGAGACUACCGACUCCGAGUCGGAGAGCAGCAAAGAUGUCAUGUCCGAGCCUGGCUGGAUUCACUACCAGCCGCCCACGUACUCGAGGCAAGCUUAUCCACGCUUUCCCUACGAACUCAUCGAGCGCAUCAUGGACUUCCUUUGGGAUGAUCCCGGGGCGUUUGCGGGGUGCUGCCUCGUUUGCCACGCGUGGUAUUGCGCCACGCGCCCGCUCUUCCCUACGAUGACCGACCGCAAAUUCACAGAUAAGACCAGAUUUAUGCAAUUCGUGAGGCUCCUCGCCCGGCCAAGGAACUGGCCGUAUUUCAAGGCUCAGCUCACAUCACUUGAACUUCAUAGACAGUUCGCGCACUCCUGGGUGAUGCACAUCCCCGUAUGUUUGCUACCGCAAAUAAUGCGCCUCACGUUCUGCGAUGUGGAUUGGGCGACUAUCAACCCCCACCCUCAGCACUUCCUCCGCCUCUCACAUUGCAAAGAUUCCCUGCAAUUCCUGGCACUUUACCGAUGCCGCUUUCGCAGCACACUCGACCUUCGCAGGAUGAUUAAUGCACUGCCCAACCUCUCUGAUGUGACCCUUGAUGCAAUAACAUUCCAGCACCCUUCCCCACCGAGGACGGAUCUGGCUAUGUCCACCGUCAAGAUGGCCCAUCACAAGCUCCGUGGGAUGCGUAUCUGGAACCCAUGCUAUGACGCAACAAAUUCCAUCGCAUCUGGACGUGUUCGCUUGCAGGGCUUUCUGGAUCUCUGCUCCGCAUACCCAGCUAUCAAUGACCUCAGCUUUGACCUAUGGCAUUUCACCUCUCUCCCGGAGAUCGAGGACUAUCUACGACGUUUUCGCAAUUUAUCUAGCUUGUCAAUACACCUAGACUGUGCAGAUGACACGUACCCAGAUCUGAAAAGCGCACCAGUUGAUAUGGCCGCCGGAGGGCACACAGACCCAGUCCAUCCACUUCGAUACUCUUUAUCGGAAAUCAAGAUCGGCUUCGUGUCCUCGAGAUGCGCGUUACAGUUGCUGACACUGGUCAGUCCGCGAACAUGCCAUCCGAGACUGCGGACAUUGGUUAUCAAGCUCGCGGACCCACCAUGUGCAGAACUUAUAGCGAAGGUGACCAAUAUACUGCAGAUCUCAGGAGCUGUACUCGAGGCGUUCGAUUGGAGGCAUGGGUCGACGUAAGCGUAGCCUUCGAAGCCUUCCCUCGUCGCCGCAGAUCAUACAAAGGACUCUCGAAGCCUUGCUGUCCGACAUCACCAGCCCGCAUCUGCGAAGAAUUUCGCUUUACAUCUGGCUCAAUCAAUCUGAUAUCAUCCAGGACGCGAAUGAGGUCC